UUACCAUCUAUUCACUCUCACAUCAAUCCCUUCAAAGCCUUUUGCUUUCUGAAUUUACCCCGAAAUUCAGUGAUUUUCUGAUAAAUCUGCGUCCAGCUGUUGAUUUAAUCACUUGUAUUUAUUGGAAGGAAUCUGAAUUCGAAUCCGAUUCCGGAAUCCGAAUUCGUUUUCAUCAUUGCCGGAUCAUCAGAGACAGAGUUGUACAGUAUGUGUGCGUUGAUGCAUGAAUUGCUCAAUCUUGGAUUGUUUAUUUUGUAAUGCAAUCUCUGAAUGAGAGUGGCAAAAAGAAGAAUCUGAAACGUUCGUGGUUGUUUCUUAACGAAAUGCCUGUAACUGAUGCAACUGUUGCAAAUGCUCUGGACAAUUGCUCUAUAUUCCCUGUUGAAGAGAUAGCCCAGCAUCCUUUACCAGGUUAUGGAGUGCCGACUGCAAUUAGUUUUAGCCUCGAUAAUAGUCUCAUAGCGUACCUGUUCAGUCAGGAUCAGACUUUGAACAGAAACUUGUUUGUAUUUGAUCCCAAGAUUGGGAAACGUGAGCUGUUCUUUAGACCACCAGAUGGUGGUCUUGAUGAAAAUAAUUUAUCUGCUGAGGAGAAGUUGAGAAGGGAGAGGCUAAGAGAGCGAGGCUUGGGAGUGACACGCUAUGAAUGGGCAAAGACCAGCCCGAGGAGAAAACGACUUAUUGUGCCUUUGCCAGCUGGGAUCUAUAGCCAGACAAAUGAUGGCAAGACUGAACUUCUGAUCCCAAGUGUCUCUGGUUCGCCGAUUAUAGACCCACAUCUCUCCCCAGAUGGAACUAUGCUUGCCUAUGUGAGGGAUAAUGAGCUUCACGUGUCUAACCUUCUGUACAAUGUGUCAAAGCAAUUGACUAUGGGUGCUAAUGACAGUACUAUAACACAUGGCAUUGCUGAGUUCAUUGCACAGGAGGAAAUGGACCGGAAGAAUGGUUACUGGUGGUCAUUAGAUAGCAAAUAUAUUGCAUUUACCAAGGUUGAUUCAUCAGAGGUACCUCUUUUUAGGAUCAUGCACCAGGGUAAAAGUUCAGUGGGUUCAGAUGCACAGGAAGACCAUGCAUACCCUUUUGCUGGCGGUCCAAACGUGAAAGUCCGCUUGGGAGUUGUUCCUGCCAUUGGUGGACCAGUUUGUUGGAUGGAUCUUCUCUGUGGAGGUGAGCAGACAGAAGAUGAGGAAUAUUUGGCAAGAGUCAAUUGGAUGCAUGGAAACAUUCUUACUGCUCAGGUGUUAAAUAGAACUCAUUCUAAACUGAAAAUCCUCAAGUUUGAUAUUAAAACUGGCCAGAGGGAACUAAUUUUGCAAGAAGAUAGUGAAACUUGGAUCAAUUUGCAUGAUUGUUUCACUCCUUUAGACAAAUUACCUGAUCGAUCAUCUGGAGGAUUCAUUUGGGCAAGCGAAAGAACUGGAUUCAGGCAUUUGUAUUUGUACGAUGCUGAUGGUGUGUGCUUAGGACCUAUUACUCAAGGUGAUUGGAUGGUUGAGCACGUAGCUGGUGUAAACGAGGCUACUGAAAUUUUAUAUUUCACUGGAACCUUGGAUGGCCCUUUGGAAUCACAUCUUUAUCGGACGGAGUUGUUCCCAGAUAGUAGCCGUUCCUUACAGACUCCCCUAAGAUUGACCCAGGGAAAGGGAAGGCAUGUUGUUGUUCUUGAUCACCAGUUGCAAAAGUUUGUGGAUAUCUAUGAUUCCUUGGAUUCACCUCCCAAAAUCACCCUAUACUCGUUGCUGGAUGGAAGCUUCAUUGCGUCAGUUUAUGAGCAGCCCGUCAACAUUCCCAGGUUUAAGGAACUCGCACUUGUGCCUCCUGAAAUAGUUCAGGUGAAGGCUAAGGAUGGAACUACCUUGUAUGGGGCACUAUAUAAACCUGACGCUGCAAGAUUUGGACAACCACCUUACAAGGCAAUGGUUCACGUCUACGGUGGUCCCAGCGUACAGCUAGUCUGUGAUUCUUGGAUAAACACAGUCGAUAUGAGAGCUCAGUAUCUCAGUAGUAAAGGCAUAUUAGUUUGGAAGAUGGAUAACAGAGGAACUGCUCGACGAGGACUCAAGUUUGCAGGUGCGCUCAAGUACAAAUGCGGCCAGAUUGAUGCUGAGGAUCAACUCACUGGAGCCGAAUGGCUCAUCAAGCAGGGGUUAGCUAAAGACGGCCACAUUGGACUGUACGGAUGGAGUUAUGGCGGAUAUCUCUCAGCAAUGGCACUGGCAAAAUUCCCCCAAGUAUUCAAAUGUGCAGUUUCCGGAGCUCCUGUGACAUCAUGGGAUGGAUACGACACCUUUUAUACCGAAAAGUACAUGGGCUUGCCCUCUGCAAACGAAUCGGGCUACUUACACAGUUCUGUCAUGCAUCACAUCGACAACAUGGAAGGGAAGCUUCUCCUGGUGCACGGGAUGAUAGACGAAAAUGUUCAUUUCAGGCACACAGCGAGGCUUGUCAACGCGCUCGUGGCUGCCAGGAAGCCUUAUGAACUGUUGAUAUUCCCAGACGAGCGCCACAUGCCUCGCGGACUCAGGGACCGCGUAUACAUGGAGGAGAGGAUCUGGGAUUUCAUCGAACGGAGUUUGUAGAUGAUGUUGCAUCAGAAACGACGAAAUUCAGGUCUGACAAUUCGACGAAGCUCGUUGAAGAUAGAGUGUGCUCCUAAACUUUUGUUUCAAAUGAUGUGAAAUAAGAAUCUUGUGGUGUACAUAGUUGAUGAAGCCUUGGAAGGAAAAACAGUUUCAUUUUA
This is a messenger RNA of Salvia hispanica, 2740 nucleotides long. RefSeq lists its product as uncharacterized. The record is from RefSeq and is a predicted model, not a curated record. Lineage: Eukaryota; Viridiplantae; Streptophyta; Magnoliopsida; Lamiales; Lamiaceae. Gene Ontology annotation, biological process: proteolysis. Gene Ontology annotation, molecular function: dipeptidyl-peptidase activity; serine-type peptidase activity.